AUGCUCACGACCUCCUCUGCCUCGUCUACAGCCAAUGUCCCCUCAUCAUCGGCGACAUCUCUCACAUUACCCUUGGUCAUUGAGCGUAUCUCCAACUCAUUCUAUCAGAUCCAACAUCAACUUCUCUCACUCACUGUGGAAGAGUCCAAGCUUCGAAUGUUCCAAUCACUCAAUAUUAAACUACUGGAACUGUCAAGUCAGAUUGAGGCCAAGAUCGAGCCAAUAUUCACAGCCACACUACAGGGUUGCAUCAAAUCGAGUAGCACUGAAGGACUUCCAGUGGACAUACUUUCCACAUGUCUAAAGGUGUAUCAAGUCAUCAAGAAGAUACAUGGACCAUACCGCAUCUUUAGAAAGAACAUCAUCAAGCCACACUUUACAACUGGCCUGGAAGGCAACAACAAGGGAUCAUGUGAUGGACUACCAACCAUCUAUUCAAACAUACUGUCAUACUUGGAGAAGGACUGCUGCACAUUCUUCAAGGUCUGCAGCCAAGUCAAUAGCUUGUUCGAGGCGACCAGGUAUAACUUUAUAUCAGAGAGCGUGUUGCCAGAGGUGGACGAGACACUGGGUCAGCUGAAGCCUGUGUUUGCCACGGGCAUGACGGAUCUAUUCUUUAAGAACUACACCUGCAGCAGUGCCUUUAUCAAUAGGCUUGAGGACUUGUGCACAUCAAUGCAGCAGGUAAAGGAACUGCGCAUGUCGCCAACAUACAGCUCACUGCUCAAACGUUGGAACUUUGCAGUGUACUUCCAGCUGCGUUUCUCAGAGAUAGCUCAACAGUUUGAGCGUACACUGGCGAGCAUCAACUGCAUCGAUAUCCUGACAGGACUCCAGCAUCCCACUGAGAAGAACGAGCACUUCCUGGCACAGACUGGAUCAUUGUUUGGAUUCCUGGACAUGUGUUGGUCGCCCAACAUAUUCAUAUAUGACCUGUCAUCCAAGUUCUUCAAACUAUUCCUUCAGCUGAUUGCUCGCUAUGAGUACUUCAUUCAGGAGGCAUUAUUACAUCUCGAGGUGGCCAAGGGUGCUGCUCCUGGCGUGCAUCCAGAUCAAAAGUCACUCAACAAGUCCACUCCACAAGAGAACCUUGCAUAUGUAUAUUCCGAUGUAUUAAGAUUGACAACAAAGAUCAAUGUACAUUAUAGACAGGUGAUACUGCGAGCCAUUGGCAAUCCAUUGAAGGAGAUUGAAUCAUUGGUACAAGAUGGUUUGAACCUGUCAGUCAAGUCACUUGAUGUACUUAGGGAGAGGAUGUCCAAGUUGAUCACAGAUCACUUCAUAGCCAAAUGUUCAGAGAGUCUGUCGCUGAUCAGCUCAAUCCCACCAUCAUAUCGUAUGAAGAAUAAGCCUAUACCCACAAAGUAUUCAAUCUAUGUUCCACAGAUAGUCAAUCCAUUGGAAGCGUUCUAUACCAACAAGGCCAAUACCAUUCCACUAGAGUAUAGGGCACUUUGGUCAAUGGAUAUAUUCAGGCCAAUCACUGAAAGAUUCUUACAGAAUACCAACGACGUAUUGCUGUCCGUGAGUAAAUCAGAUGAGAUGUUGAAUAAGAUGAAGAAAUCAUUGAAGUCCGCUGCCACUGUACCAUCUUCCACAACCACAUCAUCAUUGAACAACAAUACAUCGACAACAACAACAAACAAUACCACGACGACAACGACGACGACAGCCAACGCAACCGACAUGCAAAAGAUAUCUUUGCAACUCUACCUGGACGUCAUCAAGUACGGUCAGCUGAUCGAGAAGAGUGGAAUCGACUUACAUUCAUUCGAGCCUUAUAUUCGUCUCUUGGAGGUGGUUGAGCCAUUCAAAGUAUAUCAACAGCAGCCAACCACCUCGAACGCGAUCUCAAACGAUCAAUAA
This is a messenger RNA of Acytostelium subglobosum LB1, 1866 nucleotides long. RefSeq lists its product as hypothetical. The record is from RefSeq and is a predicted model, not a curated record. Gene Ontology annotation, biological process: protein transport; intra-Golgi vesicle-mediated transport; Golgi organization. The coding region runs from base 1 to 1866 and encodes 621 amino acids. Gene Ontology annotation, cellular component: COG complex; membrane. The transcript has 8 exons. Lineage: Eukaryota; Evosea; Eumycetozoa; Acytosteliales; Acytosteliaceae.